UUCCCUGUCCUGCUGGAACCUACAAUAUUAAAGGAGGAACAAGAUGUUUACCUUGUGCUUCAGGGUUUUACAAUGACAAGCCAGGUGCCUUCAACUGCAUCAAAUGUCCUUCUGGAUCUUUCUGUUCUCCCACUGAAGCUGUUAGGUGUGAGCCUGGGUAUUACAGUGAGAGUGGCAUGACCAGCUGUCUACCUUGCCCCGGAGGCUUCAACUGUGAGAAGCACCACCAUCCAAAACCUUGUGGACUUGGAAAGUAUGCUUUAAAUGGAACCAAAAGCUGUGAGGAUUGUCCAAGAGGACAUUACUGCCCUUAUGAGGCCAACAUUCAGCCCAUCCCUUGUGCUCCUGGUUACUAUGCCAACAACCAUGGGCAAGCAGAAUGCAAGAAAUGCAACCGUGGAGAGUAUUGCAAGAAUCCUGCAAGUGACCCAGUGCUUUGCCCAGUGGGGAAACAUUGUGUGACCUCAGGACUCACAGCUCCUCAGACCUGUCCUUUUGGAACAUACGCAGAUACAGAAGGCAAUACACAGUGUGCUUUAUGUCCAGCAGGUAACAGUUGUAUUGACCCAAGCUUGUCCCCUGAGCUCUGUAAAAGAGGAAGCUACAGUCCAGUGGGUGAAAUCUAUUGCCAACCUUGCCCAUCUGGCACAUACUCAAAUCAAACUGGAGGGACCAUAUGCAGCAUCUGCCCAGCGGGUUUCUUUUGCAGUGACCCUGCUUUAGACCCUAGGAUUUGCACCAAAGGAUCAUUCAGCUCCCUUGGAUCUAUAUUCUGUACCUCUUGCCCAUUGGGUACUUACAGCAAAGACUCCUUCACAGAGAGAUGUGUCUUCUGUCCUGCUGGUUAUGCCUGUCCAGAUCCAAAGGAUGACCCAGUGCCGUGUAAGCCCGGGCAGUAUUCCUUGGGUAAUGCCACCUCCUGUAUUCCCUGUCCAGCUGGUUAUAAGUGUUCCUCAACUGCCUCAGUACCGGAGAUCUGCCUAUUUGGAACCUUUUCCACUGUUGGCCUUCACACGUGCCAAUUAUGUGAUCGUGGCUUCUACUGUCCACAAAAAGGAAGCACUGGUCAGAUCAGGAAUCUCAAUCUUAAUGUAUGUGUCACUUGUCCUUCAGAGACUUCAUCUUUGAAGACUUGA
Chiloscyllium plagiosum (whitespotted bambooshark) is the source of this 1136-nucleotide messenger RNA. The record is from RefSeq and is a predicted model, not a curated record. NCBI's taxonomy places the organism in Eukaryota, Metazoa, Chordata, Chondrichthyes, Orectolobiformes, Hemiscylliidae.